Molecule: messenger RNA, 1369 nt
Organism: Plodia interpunctella (Indianmeal moth)
Lineage: Eukaryota; Metazoa; Arthropoda; Insecta; Lepidoptera; Pyralidae
Gene: Hmgc
Product: 3-Hydroxymethyl-3-methylglutaryl-CoA lyase
Exons: 6
Coding region: 166-1209 (347 amino acids)
Biological process (GO): L-leucine catabolic process; ketone body biosynthetic process
Molecular function (GO): hydroxymethylglutaryl-CoA lyase activity
Source: RefSeq, a predicted model, not a curated record
AAGCGUACGCUCCACUCGGUUCUCGGGUCGUCGGGCCGACCGAACCGAAGGAAGGCCCGAAUGAUGUCUUAUCAACAUCAAAACAAUGAAAUGAUAAUUAGAAUUUUAUACAAAUAUAACACACAUGGCAGCUAGUUAAACAGUUGAUAUACAUUCUAAGCUAGGAUGAGAAUUAUGUAUUUUAAUCAAAGAUUAUUGAAAACUGUGGGUUUACGUUUAAAUCUACGACAUGCUAGUUAUCAGACGUCUGAAAUUAGGAUAUAUGAAGUUGGACCAAGAGAUGGUUUGCAGAACGAAGUAAAGUUUGUACCAACAGACAUCAAACUUCAACUCAUUGAUAAAUUGGCAGCAGCUGGCAUAAGAAACAUAGAAUCUGCUAGUUUCGUCAGUCCAAAAUGGGUAAAGCAGAUGAGUGACAGUGUAGAUGUGAUGAAGAAUCUCAAAAGAAUUCCAGGAGUCAAUUACCCUGCUUUAGUUCCCAAUCUGAAAGGCUAUGGAACUGCUAAAGAAUGUAAUGUGGAGGAAAUAGCAAUUUUCCCUGCUGGAUCAGAAGGGUUCUCACAGAAGAAUUUGAACUGUUCUGUGGAAGAAGGGUUAAGGAGGUUUAAAGAAGUGGCUGACCAGGCUAUGAAGGAUGGCUUGCGAGUCCGUGGCUAUGUUUCUUGUGUUCUAGGCUGUCCCUAUGAUGGACCAAUCAACCCUAAAAUUAUUGCAAAGAUAACUGAAGACCUCCUGAACAUGGGCUGUUACGAAAUUUCCCUCGGCGACACUAUAGGCGUCGGCACCGCCGGUUCUGUGCGCCGCCUGUUGAAGGAGGUUCUCACGGUGGCGCCCCCUGAGACCCUCGCUCUUCACUUCCACGACACAUACGGCCAAGGACUUUCUAACUUGCUGGCUGGAUUAGAGGUACAAAACCUCAAUCCUCACUAUUUUCAAUUUGGAAUCAAGACCGUAGACUCCUCCAUAUCAGGGCUUGGCGGAUGUCCGUACGCGCGGGGGGCCAGCGGCAACCUGGCCACCGAAGACCUAGUCUACUUCCUAUACGGCCUCGGCGUCAACACCAACAUAGAUCUAGUCAAGCUUGUUGAAGCUGGCCGAUACAUUUCCAAUUUCCUCGGGAAACCCACGGAGUCCCGAGUCAAUCGGGCUCUGGGAGACAAGUUUAAGAACAGCAAACAAAUUGUUAAAAUGGCUGCGUGUGAUAUUUGAUCAUGUCAAAUCUAAUUGGACGAAGAUAGCUCUAAGUACACUUAAUCAUUUCUACCGUAAAAUGUAAGCAAAAUAAUAUAUAUUUUUUUAUCAUUUAUACAAUGUUUGUUAUUGAAUUUAAAGAUCUACAGGCAAAUAAUAAAUUUGUAUUACUUAUUAA